Molecule: messenger RNA, 3639 nt
Organism: Fomitopsis serialis
Lineage: Eukaryota; Fungi; Basidiomycota; Agaricomycetes; Polyporales; Fomitopsidaceae
Product: P-loop containing nucleoside triphosphate hydrolase protein
Exons: 19
Coding region: 1-3639 (1212 amino acids)
Biological process (GO): mRNA splicing, via spliceosome
Cellular component (GO): spliceosomal complex; intracellular anatomical structure
Molecular function (GO): RNA binding; ATP binding
Source: RefSeq, a predicted model, not a curated record
AUGUCCUCUCCUGACGAUGGAUUCACCCACCAGCUCGCUAUCAAGUUGUCGAGGGCACUGAAUCUAGUGAAUCCGAAUGACCUACUUGCCCGGCGUGUGCAAGAUAUAGCCAAGACUAAUACCCUAGAUGGCUUCGUUGCUGCGGCCAAGUCAUUUGGCAAGUUCAAAGACUCCUUCCUUGCUGAGAUUCAUUCAGAGAUUACCUCGCACGCGAAGCAGGACGAUCCUGAACAUGUACCUGAGCCCGUACAAGGCAUCGUUGUUCAUGACAGUGAGGUCCUAGAGCCGGAGCCAGUGAGGCAAGGAGGGCUCAUGCGAAAGGAAGCGGUCCACGCAUUCCGCCAGCCGGCCAAACUGAUGCAGCCACCUACACCUCGGGCAUCGGUCCUUGGCCUCGACCGACUUGCGCAAGAAAAGCGUGCCGCAGCAGCAGCAGCGACCAAUGGCGAAGGGAGUAGGAAGAGAGCAAAAUUAGACGAUAACUCGGAAGCUACUUUCAAGGGUGAGGCUUAUUUCAUGCAUAUGGUCGAGAGGUCGCCAACGUAUUCAAACAGUACCGAGUCUUCCGACUCGCACGGCAAAUAUCCGUCAACGGGCGAAGAAACGCCAUCGCACCCUGGUGGCCUGUCAGACACUGCACGGAACAGGUUGGAUGAGUUCAGGCGGAGGAGAGAGCGAGAGGGUAUCCGAGCGCAGAACGAGCGUAGAGACGACGGCCCUCGGGGAUUGGGCGAUUUCCAACGACGACUCAAUCGUGACGACAAUCGCCGCAGAAAUGACAGAGACCGUGAUCGUGGUGGCCGAGGGUGGGAUGUCACACCUCGCUCUGAGCGCGGUAGGCGAGGUGAUGACGCGCCCAGCGUUCGUGUACCAAACAUCGGCUGGGAUGCAACACCUCGACGAGCGUCAUCACCGUCAGGCACGCCCAUACGCGAUCGGCGAUGGGAUGCACCGACCCCGCGUAGGGGCUCGCCGCCAGACGACGUGGAAGAUGUUGCGGGCAUGGGUCUGGAUGCACACGAGUGGGAGGAAGAGCAAGUCCGGCUGGAUCGAGACUGGUACAUGGGCGCAGAGGAGGGCGGCGCGCUCGCGGGCGACGAGGAACUCAAUCCGCUGGCUCAAUACGAGGACUUGAACGCGGUCAGGCAGGCGGAGGCGGCAAAGAAGCACGUCAAGAAGAUAUCAGCGAAGCAGGCGCAGUACAAUGCGGACAACGACCUGUGGGAGGCGAACCGGAUGCUGACCUCCGGUGUGGCAACACGGAAGACGAUCGAUCUUGACUUCGAAGACGAGUCAGAAUCGUCUGUGCACGUCAUGGUGCACGACUUGAAACCGCCAUUCCUCGAUGGGCGCACCGUGUUCACGCGGCAGCUCGAGCCGAUCAACCCGGUGCGCGACCCGACUAGCGACAUGGCUGUAUUUUCGCGCAAGGGUUCGGCACUAGUCAAGGAAAAGCGCGAACAGGCAGAGCGUGCUAAGGCAGCGGCAAAGCUUGCAGCCCUCGGCGGCACGGCUCUCGGCAAUAUCAUGGGUGUGCAAGACGAGGAUGCACGAGCGGAGGCCGAGGCGGAAGCGAAGGUCAAGGCAGGCGAGAAGGAGGAUUACAAGGGCGACUCCAAAUUUGCUAGUCAUCUCAAGGCGGGCGCUGGUGUUAGUGCUUUCGCGAAGUCGCGGACCCUCAAAGAGCAGCGUGAAUAUCUGCCUGCUUUCGCAUGCCGUGAGGAACUCCUGAAGGUUAUCCGUGACAACCAAGUCAUUGUCGUCGUCGGUGAGACCGGGUCAGGCAAGACAACCCAGCUGUCGCAGUUCCUGUAUGAGGACGGGUACUGCUCACACGGUCUCAUCGGUUGUACACAACCUCGACGUGUCGCUGCCAUGUCUGUGGCAAAACGUGUCAGUGAAGAGAUGGAGUGCAAACUUGGGUCUCUUGUCGGCUACGCGAUCCGAUUCGAGGAUUGUACUUCGCCGGAAACGAGGAUCAAGUACAUGACGGACGGUGUCCUUCUUCGCGAGUCACUUAAUGAAGGUGAUCUUGACCGUUACAGCGUCAUCAUUCUUGACGAGGCGCACGAGCGUUCAUUGAGUACGGACGUCCUCAUGGGGUUGCUUCGAAAGAUCCUCUCGCGUCGGAGAGAUCUCAAGCUCAUCGUUACGUCUGCCACAAUGAAUGCCGAGAAGUUUUCAACCUUCUACGGCAAUGCUCCUUGCUUCACAAUUCCAGGCCGAACCUUCCCGGUCGAGAUCUUCCACUCGAAGUCUCCUUGUGAGGACUACGUCGAUAGCGCAGUCAAGCAAGUCCUCCAGAUUCACUUGUCCCUUCCUCCGGGCGACAUCCUUGUGUUUAUGACUGGUCAAGAAGACAUCGAAGUGACUUGUCAGGUUGUACAAGAGCGUCUCUCACAGCUCGAUGACCCCGCACCACUCUCCGUACUUCCUAUCUAUUCGCAAAUGCCUGCGGAUCUUCAGGCAAAGAUUUUCGAGCCAACUUCGGAUGGCAGGCGCAAGGUCAUCGUCGCUACGAACAUCGCCGAGACAUCUCUUACCGGUAACACGUUCUGUUAUCGUCUGUACACAGAGAUGGCCUUCCGCAACGAUAUGACGAAUCUUGCGAACACUGUACUGCUGCUGAAGUCACUUGGUGUCAAGAAUCUCCUCGAGUUCGACUUCAUGGAUCCUCCGCCUCAGGCGAACAUGCUGAACUCCAUGUACCAACUCUGGGUGCUUGGUGCCCUAGACAACGUCAGCGACCUAACACCAGUCGGACGGAAGAUGUCUGAAUUCCCCAUGGAGCCGUCAAUGGCCAAAAUGCUCAUCGCCUCGGUGGAAUACAAGUGCUCGGCUGAGAUGCUCACGAUUGUGUCCAUGUUAUCCGUGCCGAGUGUGUUCUACCGGCCGAAGGAACGCAUGGAGGAGGCCGAUGCUGCUCGCGAGAAGUUUAACGUCCCAGAAAGUGAUCAUUUGACGCUCUUGAACGUGUUCGCGCAGUGGAAGAGUCACGGGUACCGCGACGACUGGUGCAUUCGACAUUUCCUUCAUCCGAAGUUGCUGCGAAAAGCUCGUGAAGUGCGUACUCAGCUCGAGGACAUCAUGAAGUUCCAGAAGAUGGAGAUGAUCUCGGCCGGCACCGACUUCGACGUCAUCCGGAAAGCGAUCACUGCUGGCUACUUCCACCAAGCGGCGAGAGUGAAGGGUAUUGGCGAAUACGUGAACAUCAGGACUGGUCUGCCUACGCACUUGCAUCCUACCAGCGCGCUGUACGGUCUCGGCUACACACCAACCUAUGUGAUUUAUCACGAACUCAUCCUCACAUCCAAAGAGUACAUGACGCAAGUGACAGCCGUAGAUGCGUACUGGCUUGCCGAACUGGGAUCCGUCUUCUACUCUGUAAAGGAGAAGAAUUUCGACGAUAGAGGCAAUCGCCGCGUCGCUGACCGCGAGUUCUCGAAGAAGGCAGAACUCGAGGCGCAAAUGGCGAAGCAACGUGAAGAGACGGCGAAGAAACAGCAGGAAGAGGUCAUUGCCAGCAAGCUUUCCAGUAGCUCUGCUUCCAAAGUCAUUGUCCCUGGCACUCCGAGACAUACUGGUGUUGGUGCUGGUGGGCGCGUCACCCAGACUCCGCGGCGGAGAGUUGGUAUAUGA